This is a messenger RNA of Camellia sinensis, 1690 nucleotides long. The record is from RefSeq and is a predicted model, not a curated record. Lineage: Eukaryota; Viridiplantae; Streptophyta; Magnoliopsida; Ericales; Theaceae.
AGAGAGAGAGAGAAGAUGGAGAACGGAUCAUCGACGGCGGUGAGAUGGGGUUUCCAAGGGAACAAAGGGCUGAGCAAGGCGUCGGCGAUCACCAUUAGAGGAAUUCUGAACGAGGUUAUGGAAAACAUCGACAAAGCAGACCCUAGGCCCAUCAUUCCUCUCGGCCACGGCGACCCCUCUGCUUUUCCCUGCUUUCGUACCACUCCUUUCGCCGAGGACGCCAUCGCCGACGCCGUCCGAUCCGCCAAAUUCAACGGUUAUUCUCCUACCGUCGGUAUUCUUCCGGCUCGAAGGGCCAUAGCAGAGUACCUCUCAAAAGAUCUUCCAUACAAGUUGUCACCAGACGAUGUUUAUUUGACAAUUGGAUGUACACAAGCAAUUGAAGUUAUGUUAACAGUUCUUGCUCGUCCAAAUGCAAACAUUCUGCUCCCAAGACCAGGCUUCCCACUCUAUGAAGCCCGUGCUGCAUUUAGCCAUCUUGAAGUCCGCCACUAUGAUCUUCUUCCAGAGAAAGGUUGGGAGGUAGAUCUUGAUGCAGUUGAAGCUCUAGCAGAUGAAAAUACUGUCGCUAUGGCUAUUAUUAAUCCUGGCAAUCCUUGUGGGAAUGUCUUUACAUACCAACAUUUAAAGCAGGUUGCUAAGACUGCAAGAAAGCUUGGAAUAUUAGUGAUUGCUGAUGAAGUUUAUGAUCAUCUUACUUUUGGGAGUAACCCAUUCGUGCCCAUGGGAGUCUUUGGAUCAAUUGCACCUGUUAUUACAGUUGGGUCUAUAUCCAAGAGGUGGAUUGUUCCAGGUUGGCGACUUGGUUGGCUUGUCACAAAUGAUCCCAAUGGCAUCCUUGCAAAAUAUGGGAUAGUUGACUGCAUUAAGGGCUUUCUAAAUAUUUCCGCUGACCCGGCAACUUUCAUUCAGGGGGCAAUUCCUCAAAUCCUUGAGAAAACGAAAGAUGAUUUCUUUUCCAAAAUUGUUAAUGUACUGAGAGAAGCUGCAGACAUUUGCUAUUAUGGAAUUAAAGAGAUCCCUUGCAUUUCUUGCCCAAGCAAACCUGAAGGAUCUAUGUUUGUAAUGGUGAAACUAAAUCUGUCACUCCUGGAAGACAUUAAAGAUGAUAUUGACUUCUCUUUCAAGCUGGCAAAGGAGGAGUCUGUGAUUGUUCUACCAGGGGUGGCUGUAGGACUAAAGAAUUGGCUCCGCAUAACAUUUGCCAUUGAGCCAUCAUCUCUUGAAGAAGGCCUGGGGAGAAUAAAAGCUUUCUACCAAAGGCAUGCUAAGAAGCAAUAAGGUAGGUGACAUUGAUGCAUCAAGCUAUUUGAAGUCAUGAAGUCUCGACGAAGGGGUCAUGUUUCCUCUCUAGUAACUUGGUUGUUGUGCAGAAUUUGAAUUUGAAAAGUGUGAUUCAGGUGUUUACUGUUGAGCAACAACUGCUCAUUGAUCUCACAUCCUUUCAAAUUAAUAAUCUUUCCUGUUCCUCAAGGGUAGUAUUAGUAGCUCAAGCCUUGAAUAUCGUGUAAUAAGGACACAAGAUGGUGGUGGUGAUCAGCAACUCCUUGUUGGAUGUCACGCUUCCUCUCAUUAUUGUAGUUAUUAUUUUCAAUAAUUUAUUCAGCAUUCAAGUGUUGUGACUAAACAAUUGUUUUCUUUUUGCAUUUAUUUUCAAUUCUGAAAAGUUCCAAAAUGCAAUUACAUAGUA